AUGGCAAAAAGACCGAGCGAGAGAGAAAUGGAGGUGGAGAGAGCACGGCUUCUAAGCUUGGCAUUGGAUUUUGGAUUCGACGAGGAGGUCGCAAAGAAGUGCUUGGAUCGGCUUGUUGAUCUCUACGGAGAGGAUGGUAAGGAAUUUGUCACUGUUGAGCACUGUGGUGAUGAUUUUCUGGUUGCAUUGGCUGAUGCUAUGCAAGAAGAUUGGGAUGAUUUGCAAGCUAUUGAAUCUGAAGCUUUUGGAGCUUUAAAUGACAUAUUGGGAGGUGUUUCAAAUGAUGAGGAAACAGAGAAUGGGAUUGACUCGGGAAAUGUUGUGAUGGGUAAAGGAGAUUUGUCUGGACACCAGGGCCAAGAAGAGUUGGAUAAGUUGAAUGGUAGUGAUGACUCUGAUUUGGAAGUCUUGAGCCAGAAGGGUACAAAUCCUGAUCUUUCCUAUGGCUUUCAUAAAAAUAAAGGUCAUAGAAUUUGUCAAAGUGUGGGUAAACAAACCUCAAGGUUGCCAGUGCGUGAAAAUGUCAGCAAUGGACCAGCCCCAUCAUAUCCUGAUGCAUUACCAAAUGGACAUGAAACUCUAUGUUAUGAGGAGCUGCAGGCUAUGGAUGACAUUGAAUUAGCAAAUGCUGUAAUAUUUGGCAACAGAGCUUUUCGAACUCUGCAGUAUCAAGCUUGUAAAGCAGCAAUUGAGAACAGAGACUGCUUUGUUCUUAUGCCCACUGGUGGGGGUAAAAGUUUAUGUUACCAGCUCCCAGCAACUCUACAUCCAGGUGUCACUGUUGUUGUAUGCCCUUUGCUGUCACUUAUUCAGGACCAGAUCAUUACAUUGAAUAUUAAGUAUGGGAUACCUGCAACUUUUUUGAAUUCACAACAGACUGCUUCACAGGCAUCAGCAGUUAUCCGAGAGUUGAGCCUAGUCUUUGAUGCUGAAGUUGUGUCUGCUAGACAUAUCUUGGAGAGAGCAUGCUGCUUAGCUAUUAAGUAUCGCCACUUCGACUCUGCUGAUCUGACCGCAGCCGACCUAAGUUCCUGGGGCUCCUUGGCUGCACCUCCAGCAUCUCAGAGGACCCUGUUCAUCUCUUUGGAGCCCCCACCCUUUAGGUUUGUUAAGGUCAACUUUGAUGGUAGCAUCAGGGAUGACAGAGGUGGUUCAGAGUUUGUCAUUCGGGAUCCAAAUUUGUGGAUGCUGGCUGCAAGAGGUUCACCGCUUUAUGAGACGCCCGUGCUCGGUGCUAAGCUUCGUGCUGCUUGGACUGGCGUCAUCUGUACUAUCCAGAAGCUGUAG
Messenger RNA from Elaeis guineensis (African oil palm), 1287 nucleotides. The record is from RefSeq and is a predicted model, not a curated record. Lineage: Eukaryota; Viridiplantae; Streptophyta; Magnoliopsida; Arecales; Arecaceae.